GGGAUGAGGCCAUUUACCCCUCCCCCCUCCCAGUGGCAGAGCCCCAAAUAUUUUCUUGGCCCUGCAAACCUGGUAUGUGGGCCCUAGUCAUUCUGCCCUCUCAGUUUUCUUCUCCCAAUCCCCACCAAAGUGAUUCUAGCUCAGGAUCCAAAACUGGAUGAGGUGGGCAUUGGUGCCAGGUCCUGGGGCAGGCACCUGGGAGGUUCUCAAUCCUCCAGGUCUGUCUUCUCUCCUCUGUGCCUGCGUCUUUCCCUCUCCCUGUGCCUGUGUCCUCUCCUUGUCUGUGCCUGCAUCCUGUCCAGUCCAUUCUUGCACCUGGUUCUUACUGUGAGAUCUCCUUUUCCCCUCCUCUGCUUGUGGCCGGGAUUGUAUCCACAUUCGUUUUGAAACAUUCAAUUUUAUUAAAAACAAUAUUUCAAACCAGCUGGGGGGGGCUUCUUUGGUUGUGUGUCGGGUACUCUAGGGGUCCUGUGAGAUUGUCUUGUGUCUGAGGAGGAUGGAUUUGGAAUCUGGUCUAUGGAGUAGAAAGCAGUCUGAGCUGUGGGAGACCAAGUCUGGAUGCUUUGAGUCUUGAAUCUCUGGGCCCUUGUCUCUAAUUGGAAUAUUUCUUGUCAGGUCUGUGGUCUCACUUUGUUGACUUUGGCCUGUGUCUAUGGUCUAUUUUGGGGUCUUUGGGAAUAUGGUUUUGUAGGGUGUUGGAGUCUGUGAUUGGGGGGGGAGAAGUGUGUUUCUGUGUGAUCUUUUGUCUUGUGUAAGAUUUGGGGAGUCUGUCUAAGUUCUUGGGGUUUGAAUGGGGGGGUUGCUGCUUUGUGAUCUUAAGAGGUUUUAAGAUCUCUUAGUAGACUUGGGACGUUUUUAGGCUAGGCUUCUGGGGACUUGAGCCUUGUCCUUUUGGGUGGACUGGCCCUGGGGGUAGGAGGGGGGAAUGGGAUAGUUAUCAUGCUAAUGGCCUCACUGGGGGACGAGGGGAAGUCCUGUAGCCUGGCUGCCUUGAAGUGCAGCCUAGGAUUAACCCCUCCCCCCCAGGGGUGGGCUGGUAGCCCUGAAAUGGUCUAGAGGGGAGUUGGGGGAAAGUGAACUGACUGUUCCCUGAAACCUGUUCACCACCCACCCAAGGUAGUGACCUUGGUGAAGGGAAGAAGAGUUAAAACCUUUUUUUUUCCCUUUCCUCUUUUGCAGCCAGAAGUAGGUGACCUUAGGACCCAUAACAUGGAAUGUUGGCAACUGGCCUGAAUCCCUAGACAGUGCCCAACAGGCAGCUAACAACAGGACAAAGCCGGCUGGCUCUGAGAUUGGGGAGGUAGGGUAUGUUUGGAGGAAGCAGGAUUUAACUUGGCCUCCUCCAGAUAUGAAAGACAGUCCCUAGGCUGGAGGAGGUGGGGAUGAAAGAGGGCUCCCUAGGGUUUGUGAAAGAGCUGGUGGGGGUAGUGGGGAGUUGAGAGCCUGCCUUCAAAGGCCUAAGCUUACAGUGUCAGGGAUUGAAAGGAGAGGCUUCCAGUUUUCUGAUGGGACUUGAGGUGGGGCUGCUUCCUAAAAGAGCUCCUUGUAGCCCUGCCCCUUCCCCCAGCCUCACCUAGGGCUAUGAUCUCUCCCCCUAAGGCAGAUGCUUUUAAAAACUGUGUCGGUGUGGUCCACCAGGGUUCUAAUGGCUUCUGCUCUGACCUGGAGCCCUGGGGUGGUUGGGGGAGGGCACAGGUCCCAUGGAGCCUGAAGUACUCUUAGGGGAGGGUGCCAGACCAGGUAGCCAGGGAUUGGUUUGGAAAGCCUUGAGCAUCAGGCAUGAACAUUGAUUCAGUAUUUCUCAACUGCCUCACAAUCCAAUUUGAGAGAUAAGACUCCCAUCACAAUACGGGACUGUGUGAGAGAGGCUUACAUUUAUGUAGUGCUUUAAUAUUUACAAAACACUUUCACAUUUUCCCAUUAAAACCCUAUGAGGCGGAUAGUGCAAGUGUUGUCUCUCCAUUGAAGAAACAAAGAGGCUCAGACAGGUAAAUGACUUUCUUCCUAAGGUCACAUGGCUAGUAACUCAAAGCUAGGUCUCCUGACCCCUUGAUGCAGUCAGAUUUCCACUACAUCAAACUGCCUUCCUCUCAGGGGUGGAGGUGGGAAAGUGUAAGAGGAGAUCAAGGUGGGGGAUCAGUGUGAACCUGGGUGGUCAAGAAUGCCUGCUGAAUGAGAUAGGACCUCGGCUGGAUCUUGGAAGACGGGAAUGAAUUUGAUAGAAUGAGAUUGGGAAGUGGAGGACUUUCCAGGAGAGGAAACAAUCAGCUGAGGCUCAGCAAAGGCAAAGUGUUUAUAAGCUCCUGGAGGGCAGUAUCUCCAGUUCCUAGCCCAAUUCCUUGCACUUAGCAUCACUUAAUAAAUGCUUGUUGAACUGGAUCUCAAAUGGCAUGGCACCUCUUACCAUACUUUUUCUGUAUUUUGAUUUACAGUUAGGUGCGUAUGGGUUAUAACCUGCUUUAGUAGGCUUCUGACUAGGCAGCCUGUCUUAUUUAAACUUGCUAGAGUUCUGCGCCCAGCUAGGCUUUUAAUAAUUUUCAUUGAAUUAAGUCACUUUAGAGACAGUGAAUAGAUUAGUUUGGCUGGGCACCUGGCUGGUAUAGGAAAGCAGUGAGAAAUCGGGCCAAUUCCCGGGAGACCUUGAAUGCUGGACUGAGGAUUCUGGUGAUGGUUGUGGAGCCAUUGCCAUUUUCUAAGAAGGGGAAAUGAUAUAAUCAAAGCUAUGCUUGAGGAGGAUUAAUCUGGCACCCCAGUGUAGGGAAGAUUGAAAGAGAAGGCCUCUUUAGGAAGCUUGCCUCAGGAUGUCUAUUGAGAUUUGUUGAAGUUAGAGACAAGUGAUUAGAUGGAGGGGAGCAAAGGAAGAAGAAGGCUCGAAGAUAACUGGCUUUGAAUAUAGAUAAAGUCAGGUGGCUUGGGUUUUUGGGGGUGGUAGGGGAGAUGAGGGAGGUGGGUUUGGGACAUCUUGACUUUGAGUAGAGGUAGUCAUCCUGUGGACUUGUCUAGCAGAUAUGUGGAGAUGCUGCCGUGAAUUGUGGGGAAAAAAGCUAGGCCUGCAGAGAUGGUCCUAAAGGACAAGAUAUUUAUUAUGCAAGAAGAUCCUGGGUUUUAUGGUCCCUAGGAAAGUACCCAAGGAUCUCUUGGGGCCCACAGAUUUUGUGUCUGUGUCUUCCUCCACCCCAGGUUAAUGAUUCUAAGAUUUAAAGGAACUUUAUCAGCUUCCGUGUCUGGCCUCUGGCUGGAGAGAUUCUGGGAGGUGGCAAGCCCCACCUAGUCCUCCCUGAGGGAGAGGGAGGUAUCUGUUCUGAUCUGCCCCUCCCUUUAGCCACCUCACCUUCCCUCCCAUUCUCUGUCCCUUAAUAAUAACUUCCCCAUGACCUUGUGACGUCCCUUGCCUUCUUUUAGUGCCUCAAUCUCCCAUCUUGGCAGGAAGAUAGAAAGGGAAAGGGGGAGAGGGACCUUCUUGAUCAAGGAACAGUCGUCAUUAGGUGGUGAGGUUUUAGUUCUAAUCAGGAUGGGGAAGGAUUAUAAGAAAGGUCAGGCUGAUUGUGUAGGGUGUUUGUGUCGGCUGUAUCUGCAUGUACCUUUCUGUCAGCUUGUGCAUGUGGGUUUCCAUGAAUCGAUGGGUCAGUGCCCGUGUAUGUGAAUGUGUGCUUUGCUCUGUGUCAUAUGCAUGUGUUUUUGUGUGUGGGUCUGUCUGGUGGUGUCUGUCUUUGUGUGUUCAAUCCCCAAGUGUUUAGUGGGCCUUUAGCACACAUGUCAUUUUACCACAGAUCCCCAAAGAGGCCCUGGGGUUCUUUUGGUUUGGGGGUUUUUUUGGGUUUUUUUUUUCCAGGAAAAGUGGUCUUGAGUUCUCCUCAAUUCCCAGGUCAGCCCCCCAGCUACUCAGGGCCAUUAGACAAAUUGUUAUUUGCAUUCACGAGUGUGGCAGGGAAAGGCCAGGAACGGCCCCAGCAAUUGUCCCUGACUGGCACUCAGGCCUUUAUGGUGGGGCUCCUGGAGCCUGCAUUUUUAGGAGCUCUGAAUCCCUAGGGGAGGCCCAAUAAGGCUCUAAAUACCAGUAAAUAAUGCCUCCUCCUUGCCUCCCACCAGUGCAGAGGUUGGGUGGGAGAAGGGGGUGGGGUUGGAGGUGGAGUUAAAAGCAAGUAAGUCCCCCACCCAAUGAACCUCUACCCCUGCCCCAGCCAAAGGAUACCCAAGUUCAUUCUCAGCCCCCCCCCCACCAUUGUUUUAAAGGGCCAAUAGCUGGGAUGCUAUUAACAUAAUGAUUGAAAGCUCUAGGGCCCUGGGUGGGAGGGGAGGGGUCAGGCUUGUCCCCCAGCACUAGCAGCGACUACAGAGUCUCCUCUUCAAAGUCUGAGGGGGCCUUGCCCCCACGGUGCACUCUGAGAUCCAAGUGCCUGCACUUCCAGUCCAGUCCAGUCCGUCGAUCAAGCACCAGUAGCUGCGGCUCUACAUCUGUGUCCAGGACCGAGACGAAGAGGCAAAGAAGCCGUCCCAUCAGAGAGGGAAGCUCUGGGUCCUACCUUCGGCUACAGCCAGCCGAGUCAAGCUGGGCAUGUUUAACCACGAGGGGCUACCUCCAGGCAGCUUCAGCCUGGGCCAGGGCAUGACGCCCGAUGGGCCCUCCCACUACGGUAAAGGUGGCUACGUCGGGGGAAGCGCUCCCAGACCAUCCCAGCCCCAGCCGCCGGCCCAGACCUUCUUUACCUUCCCUUCAGCAGUGAAGAGUGAGUACAGCUUGGAGGGACCCUCGACCCCUGACUCCAGCCAGACCAAGGGGUGGUAUGCCUUCUCAGCACCCCCACCCCCAGCUGAAGCCGGGCAGGUCAGUGCCUCCCACAACCUUCACCUCAUGCCACCCAAAGAGGAAGACUCAUCCUGCUCUUCCCCUUCCUCAUCAUCCUCUGGGGCUCCUGAGCGGGACCUCAGGGAGACCAUCGUUCCCGAAGCUAAGUACUGCGCCCAUCCGGGCCCAGCCUACUACGCGCCUGCCUGGACGGGGCCCUUCUGGCCGGGCCUGGGUAGUAGUGGCUCAGUUCCCACUGGGGCUCUGCCAGGUCCCCCUCUCCCUCCUCACCCUCUCCAGGCUCUGGGGACCUUUCCGGGCCCCAGGCCCCUUUACCCAGCCCCUCUCCAGCAGCCCCAGCCAGGGCUGGGCAGCAGCAGCAGCAGCAGCAGCAGCAUUGUUAGCAGCAGUAAUGUCAGUAGCAGCGUCAGCAGCACCAGCGGUUCAAGCGGGGCAGCCAGUGAGGAGGGCAUCCCAUCUAGCGACAGCGGAGAGGAGGACACCCCAACCUCCGAGGAACUGGAGCUGUUUGCCAAAGAACUGAAACACAAGCGAAUUUCCCUGGGUUUCACUCAGGCUGAUGUGGGCAUGGCCUUGGGCACACUGUAUGGGAAGAUGUUCAGUCAGACAACCAUCUGCCGGUUUGAAGCUCUGCAACUGAGCUUUAAGAAUAUGUGCAAAUUGAAACCACUACUUCAGAGGUGGCUGCAAGCCGUUGAGAACACGGACAACCCUCAGGAGGUGGUUCGAGUCUGGUUCUGUAACCGAAGGCAGAAGGGUAAGCGGCUUCUUCUGCCCUAUGGGGAAGAUGGAGAAGCAUUGCCUUAUGAGCUGGCCCCAGGCACUGCCCUUGUCUUGCCAACGGCUGCUGUACCCCAGAACUAUGCAGCACCCCCGCCACCUGUGCCCCCUGCCCUCUAUAUGUCUACCUUUCCUAAGGGUGAGCCCUGCCUCCCAGGCAUGCCCAUGCCUAAUGGGGGCAUCUGAGCCAGGAUCAGCAUUAUAGGAACUAGGGGCUCAGGAUGCCUCUUGCUUCCCCCCUCCUUCACUUGCCCUAUCCUGUUGACUGGCCAUUGUCUGAGAUACAAUGGUCAGGCCUUUUCCUAACCCUAGAUUCUCUUUCUGCCCCUCCAUUGCCCGUAUCUAGGUUUUUUUGGGCAUCUGAAAAACUAUUCAGGUCUUUGUUUCUCCCCCGUCUUUCACCUCACACUCCCAAACUUGUGAUGGGUUUGGGAGGCAGUUUGGAAAUAAAAGUUGGGUGGUAACUGA
Phascolarctos cinereus (koala) is the source of this 6055-nucleotide messenger RNA. RefSeq names its product POU domain, class 5, transcription factor 1.2-like. The record is from RefSeq and is a predicted model, not a curated record. Gene Ontology annotation, molecular function: RNA polymerase II cis-regulatory region sequence-specific DNA binding; DNA-binding transcription factor activity, RNA polymerase II-specific. Lineage: Eukaryota; Metazoa; Chordata; Mammalia; Diprotodontia; Phascolarctidae. Gene Ontology annotation, biological process: regulation of transcription by RNA polymerase II.